Messenger RNA from Lathyrus oleraceus (garden pea), 2217 nucleotides. RefSeq lists its product as uncharacterized. Lineage: Eukaryota; Viridiplantae; Streptophyta; Magnoliopsida; Fabales; Fabaceae. The transcript has 15 exons. Gene Ontology annotation, biological process: aldehyde metabolic process. The record is from RefSeq and is a predicted model, not a curated record. The coding region runs from base 1 to 2217 and encodes 738 amino acids. Gene Ontology annotation, cellular component: cytoplasm. Gene Ontology annotation, molecular function: aldehyde dehydrogenase (NAD+) activity.
AUGGUGUUUGACGGAGAAGCCGCGUCGUCGCUGGUGAAGGAACUGAGGGUGAGUUUCAGUUCCGGUAAGACGCGAAGUUACGAAUGGAGAAUAUCGCAGGUGAAGGCUCUUUUGAAAAUGAUGGCUGAACGAGAGGAUGAAAUCGUUGAUGCUCUUCGUUCUGACCUUGCUAAACCGCCACUCGAAACGGUCGUCUACGAGAUUGGUAUGUUUAAAAACUCAUGUGAACUCGUGCUCAGGGAAUUGAAACAAUGGAUGACACCAGAAAAGGCUAAAACUUCAAUCACAACUUUUCCGUCUUCGGCUGAAAUCAUACCUGAACCACUUGGUGUUGUGUUAGUCAUCUCCGCGUGGAACUAUCCAUUUUUGUUGUCCCUUGAUCCAGUUGUCGGAGCUAUAGCAGCUGGUAAUGCUGUGGUUCUAAAACCAUCAGAAAUUGCUCCGGCUUCAUCUUCACUGCUGGCGAAAUUGUUAGGGGAGUACUUGGAUAACUCGUCUAUAAGAGUUGUGGAAGGAGCGGUGGAUGAAACUACUGCCUUGUUGCAACAAAAGUGGGACAAAAUUUUCUACACAGGUAAUGGAAAAGUGGGACGGAUAGUGAUGGCUGCUGCUGCAAAACACCUUACACCAGUUGUUCUUGAACUUGGAGGAAAAUCUCCAACUGUUGUUGAUUCAAAUGUCAAUUUAGAGGUUGCUGCAAGACGGAUCAUUUCUGGCAAAUGGGGCUGUAACAAUGGACAAGCCUGCAUUUCUCCUGAUUAUCUUAUAACAACAAAAGAAUUUGCUCCGAAAUUGGUAGACGCGUUAAAGACUGAAUUGGAAAACUGUUUUGGAAAGAACCCAAUAGAAUCCAACGAUUUGUCGCGCAUUGUGAACUCUAACCACUUUGCUCGCUUGUUAAAGUUCUUGGACGACGAUAAGGUUUCUGGCAAGAUUGUUUAUGGAGGUGAAAAGGAUGAAAGCAAAUUGAGGAUUGCUCCAACUAUUUUAUUAGACGUUCCACAAGAUUCUCUGAUAAUGAGUGAGGAAAUCUUUGGUCCAUUGCUUCCGAUAGUCACGGUAAGAAUAAAAGCACACAAAAAAGAACUCAUUUUAUGUCAUUUAGUUCAAAUUUCAUCUGUCUUCUUUGGUUAUUUUUUACAAUUUGGUUCUGCCAGAGCCGUAAACCGGCGCUACAUCAGUGAUUGUGUGCCUUUGAAAAUCCGCAUACAAGCAUCGGCAGGUUUUGUUAGUGCCAGCGCUCUUGGAAUGGCCUGUGGUCCUGCAUUAGCUGGCUUACUGCAGACGAAUUUUAAGAUUUACAAUGUUACAUUUAAUCAAGAUACUUUGCCAGGGUGGGUUAUGACUAUUGCUUGGCUUAUUUAUUCAAUAUGGCUGUGGAUCUCUUUUGUGGAACCUUCUAGUGAAUUUGAAGAGGACCGUAAAACAGAUAAAUCUCAGAAAUCUAAUGCUGCUCCAGAGGAAUCUCGUCAGCCAGCCACUUCAAUUGGAUCGGCAUAUAGACUCCUUACACCUUCUGUAAAGGUUCAAUUAUUGAUAUAUUUCAUGCUCAAAUAUGUGAUGGAGAUUUUACUAGCAGAAUCUAGUGUCAUCACAACAUACUACUUUAAGUGGUCAACUGGCACAGUUGCCAUUUUUCUUGCUGGCCUUGGUUUGACAGAUCUUCCUAUAAACAUUAUUGUUGGAAGCUAUGUAAGCAACUGGUUUGACGACAGGCAAAUUCUGUUGGCAUCAGAAAUCAUGGUUUUAAUUGGCAUAGUCUCGGCCUUUCAUGUAAUCAUUCCAUACUCUGAGCUGCAGUACAUCUGUUCAGGUCUUCUCAUGUUUGUUUCUGCUGAAGUACUUGAAGUAUAUUUAUUACUGAAUUGCACUUAUGGUGAUAAAAUUAUAGUUGUACAUGCUCUGAACCAACUAAAAUUGUAUGUGUUUCUAUGUCGAGUGAAGAAAGGGCAUCAACAAGAUAACGGAUGGGCAUGUGGAUAUUAUGUCAUGAAAAAUAUGUUUGACAUUAUUGAUGCUUGUAUUGUUGAAAGAUUCAAUGAGAUAUUCACAGACACCUCAUCAUAUGAAAAAGAGUCAAUUGAUCACAUCCGACAACUUUGGGCUCAAUUCUUUUUGCAAAAGGUUGAAGAGCAAGAGAACCAGGAAAAGAAAGAUUUAAUGACAAAACAGAAGCGAUUAAAAAAACUUAUAUAUAGAUAUAUUUUUGUUCCAUGA